Messenger RNA from Cicer arietinum (chickpea), 491 nucleotides. NCBI's taxonomy places the organism in Eukaryota, Viridiplantae, Streptophyta, Magnoliopsida, Fabales, Fabaceae. The record is from RefSeq and is a predicted model, not a curated record.
UUCCCAAAUCACAUGAACCCUAAUCGUUUCUCAUUUCUUAAUUUAUUUUAUUUUUCAAAUCGCAGGAACCUAACCUACAUACAUCUAGUGAGUUCUAAGCGCAAUUUCAGAGAUGCACCAAUAGCUUCUGCUGCUGCUUUGGUUGCUGCUCAGUGUGUGAUAGUAGCUGAAGCAAUGGGAGAUAAGAAAGAAGAUCUUAGUAGUGUUAUUGGUUCUGCCAUGAGUGGUACAAGUGCAAGUGACAUCCUAACUCUCACUGUUGCAACUGCAACAUGUAAUCAUUUUUAUUAUUUUCACUCAUACUUUUUUUGAUAGAAUUAUGUUGGGGGAAAUUGAGGGUAUAGAUGCAAGACUUAGCAUCAGAUUUUGGAUUUUAAAAUUUGAAAUUGGUAUUAGAGCAUUGACAUUAGUAAAUCUAAUGGUCUCAACAGUUGCAAUGUGUAAUUUCUAUAGGAGAUCUAUUUCUGUUAUCUGCAAGCAAACGUCAUUAU